AUGGGGAACUGGAAAACACGCAAAUGGAAUUGCUUGGAUGUUUCUGUGUGCUUCGCUUUGUUGUUGUUCAUCGGGAGACCAGUCUCUGCCCAGAUACGAUAUACUGUUCCGGAGGAGGUGAAAAAGGGAUUUGUUGUUGGAAAUAUUGCAAAGGAUUUGGGUCUCGACACUGGUUCUUUGGUGGAAAGGCGGUUCCGCAUCGUUUCAGGAUCAGAGGAGCCUCUUUUCGAGGUAAACCAGAACAAUGGCAUUUUAUACGUGCACAGAAAGAUUGACCGAGAGGAACUCUGUGAAAGCAGCGCCUGUUUGACCAAUUUAAAGAUUGUUGUUGAGAACCCGCUGGAAAUUCAUUAUGUAGACGUUGAAAUCACGGAUGUAAAUGAUAAUUUCCCCAAAUUCCGAGAGACUGAACAGCAUUUUGACAUAGCGGAACAUACGGUUGCGGGGACACGUUUUCAGGUUCAAGGCGCACAGGAUCCCGAUUUAGCAAGUAAUUCUGUUCGCUUUUAUAAACUUAACCAGAAUGAUCAAUUUGACAUUGAGACCAGGGAGAGACAUGAAGAAAAAAUACCCUUCAUUGUUUUGAAGAAAGCCCUUGACAGAGAGACGCAGAGUACACACAGGCUUGUGCUGACAGCGAUAGAUGGGGGAAAUCCUCCGAAAUCAGGAACCCUAAAUAUUACAGUUACAGUUCUUGACUCGAAUGACAACCGCCCUGUAUUCAGUCAGGAGACGUAUGCUGUUGACCUGAAAGAAAAUGUUCCUGUCGGAACAAUAGUAAUUAAAAUAAAAGCAACCGAUUUGGAUGAGGGCUCAAAUGGUGACGUCGAGUAUGCACUCGGCAGAAAUUUGAAUCCUAAGGUGUAUGAAGUGUUUCAGCUAGAUAGCAUAACAGGUGAAAUACGAGUUAAAGGCAAAGUGGACUAUGAGAAUACUCAGAUAUAUAAAUUGGACGUGGAUGCAUCCGAUAAAGGACAGCCACCUUUGACAGUGGAAUCUGGUCUCAUCAUCAAGAUUAUUGACGUAAAUGACAAUACUCCAGAUAUUGACGUGACUUCAGUUUCUAAUAUCGUGUCUGAGAAUUCCAAAACGGGGACCGUUAUCUCACUCAUAAGUGUAACAGAUAAAGACUCAGGCGACAACGGGAAAGUUACAUGUUCUCUGUCGGACAAUGUGCCAUUUGAACUAAAACCAUCAUUCAAAAAUAACAUGUACUCGCUGGUGACCAAAGGGCACUUGGAUAGGGAAGUGACUUCACACUACGAAUUAAUAAUAACAGCAACUGACUUUGGUCAACCUCCUUUGUCUACCUUCAAAACUUUGAAAAUAGAAAUAUCAGAUGUUAAUGAUAACGGUCCACAAUUUCCACAGAAUCCUAUAGAGCUUUACCUGGAGGAAAAUAAUGCACCUGGCGCCUCCAUAUUUUCCGUUACUGCGUCUGACAGAGACUUGGAUGAGAACGCUGCCAUUACAUAUCACAUUGUGAGAAAUGAGGAAAAGCAAAAUGACAUGGCCUCUUUUUUAAACAUUAAUGCUGAUAAUGGGCAUGUCCAUGCGUUGAAAAGCUUUGACUUUGAGAAGGUAAAAACUUUUCAGUUUCAGAUUCUCGCGAAAGACUCUGGAAGUCCUCCUCUCAGCAGUAACGUUACAGUAAAAGUGUAUAUUCUUGAUCAAAACGACAACCCCCCAGUCAUUUUGUCUCCUAUCAGUGCCAAUGGCUCUGCAGAAGGUGUCGAGGAGAUUCCACGAAACGUGAACGCAGGGCAUCUCGUCACGAAAGUGAAAGCUUAUGACGCCGACGUAGGAUACAACGGGUGGCUACUAUUUUCAAUUCAUCAAGUCACUGAUCACACUCUCUUUGGACUUGACCGUUACACAGGACAGAUAAGAACUCUUCGGCCAUUUACAGAGACAGACGAGGCUGAACAUAAACUGACCAUAGUGGUCAAAGACAAUGGAAAUGUUUCACUCUCAGCUACAGCAACAGUAACCAUCACCGUUGUUGAGCCAAAAGAAGCUUUUGCAGCGUCUGAUGUCAAAAGCACAGUAAACGACGAGGAUGAGAGUAACGUUACAUUUUAUUUGAUUAUCACCUUAGGCUCGGUGUCUGUGCUCUUUAUCGUCAGUAUCGUAGUGCUCAUAGCUAUGCAGUGUUCCAAAUCUACAGACUACUCCUCCAAAUACUUACAAGACACGAACUAUGAUGGGACACUAUGCCACAGCAUCCAAUACAGAUCUGGAGAUAAACGGUACAUGUUAGUUGGACCCAGAAUGAGCAUCGGCUCCACUAUUGUUCCUGGAAGUAACGGAAAUACUCUUGUCGUACCAGAUCGCAGGAGCAGAAUAUCCGGAGAGGGUCAGAUGUUUGGAUAG
Sardina pilchardus (European sardine) is the source of this 2373-nucleotide messenger RNA. Its product is annotated as protocadherin alpha-8-like. Gene Ontology annotation, cellular component: plasma membrane. Gene Ontology annotation, molecular function: calcium ion binding. Gene Ontology annotation, biological process: homophilic cell-cell adhesion. Lineage: Eukaryota; Metazoa; Chordata; Actinopteri; Clupeiformes; Clupeidae. The record is from RefSeq and is a predicted model, not a curated record. Bases 1 to 2373 code for a protein of 790 amino acids. The transcript has 2 exons.